Messenger RNA from Setaria italica (foxtail millet), 1319 nucleotides. Its product is annotated as MADS-box transcription factor 33. The record is from RefSeq and is a predicted model, not a curated record. Lineage: Eukaryota; Viridiplantae; Streptophyta; Magnoliopsida; Poales; Poaceae. Gene Ontology annotation, biological process: positive regulation of transcription by RNA polymerase II. Gene Ontology annotation, molecular function: RNA polymerase II cis-regulatory region sequence-specific DNA binding; protein dimerization activity; DNA-binding transcription factor activity, RNA polymerase II-specific. Bases 20 to 706 code for a protein of 228 amino acids. The transcript has 5 exons.
UCUGCAGGCAGAGAGAAAGAUGGUCAGAGGGAAGGUGCAAAUGCGACGAAUUGAGAACCCUGUCCACAGACGGGUAACCUUCUGCAAGCGCCGGGAAGGACUGCUCAAGAAGGCAAGAGAACUCUCAGUGCUUUGUGGUGCUGAUGUAGGGGUCAUCAUAUUUUCCUCCACUGGGAGAGUCCAUGAUCUGGCAACUAACGGGUGUGUUCUCCAAAAUUCAUGUUGUUCUAUUGUAAAUCUUAAGUGCGACAGCACUUCUGAGAUGUUUUCUAUUUACGUUCAAAAUGCAAGAAAUAUGCAAAGCUUGGUAGAGAGGUACCAGAGCAUCACAGCAAGAGGUCAAAUGGAAAGCAAGAAUCAACGAAGCCAGGUAACAGAACAAUGGACUUCCUUGUUAAGGCAUGAGAUAGGUCUACUGCAUCAUGGUUUAAGGUCCACUGGAGAGGGUGCAGAGGGCAUGAAACUGGAUAGACUGCAUGCGCUAGAGAAAGGUCUUGAACUAUGGUAUUACCAAACACGCUCCACAAAGGCAAGACAGCUGAUCUCCCCUUCUAUUUUUCAAACUUAUUCACAUUUGGCAAGAAACCAAGUUGAGGCAUUUUUUAUCAGAUGCAGAUCAUGCAGCAAGAAAUUCACAUCCUUCAAAACAAGGAAAGCUUACUUAAAUCAGCAAACGAAAUUCUUCAACAGAAGGAAGGCAUACUGAAAGCAGCAAAUGAAAUUCUCCAAAAUAAGGUAACAAUAGACAGAUAAUUUGCAGCAUUUCUUUGGAAGAAUGGUGAUUGCUUAGCUCACAUAUUAGCACUUUUGUACAUAUUUAACAUGAACUGUAAACUAAAAUUUAAAAACACAAUUAGGAGGAAGAGAUAAAUAAUAAAUUGGGAUCCUAAAUUCAGGCUUUUGUGCAAAUCACCAAACUUCUCAAGGUACCACCUAGCAAAUCAAACCCUACAUUUAUAGAAGUUAGAUUGUAUCAUCCAUUUGAUUGCAAAUAUAGGAUCAAUUUCAUUACAAAGGUACAAAAUGUUAACGGUAAAGCUUGUUGACUAUUUCAUUUCCUAUCGCCAGGUGAACGAACAGAAUCAGUUUAUGAACAACUGCUCAUUCUUUUCUGGAUCUCCAUAUUCAACACAUUAUGAUGCAAAUGAGAGCUGCUUAUUUACAAUAUAAUCGUCCCGAAACAAACUUCGUCCCUGUUAUUUGGUGUGUUUGUCUGUAGGACAUGUUUAUUCAUGGUUUUAUCAUUCGGUUUUCAGACAGCACGUUGUAUUGAAUAACACAUAUGCAUUGAAGGGUACUGUAUUACGUGGUUGUUCUCA